AUGCGCGAAAACGCCGACAGAAGAUUGCAGCUGCAGAUGGAGGAUGUGUCGCUCAGCAGUCCUUGCUCGAGAGUGUCGCUGUUCUCAGGGCGUGGGCUUGUUCGGACAGCCAUCUCGAGAUGGCUUGGGUCCAAAAGGGGAGGAGAUGUGACAAUGAGAAGGGGGAGGAGAGGAAAGGCGCACGAGCCGGCCUGCGAAAAUGUCAACCACCGCCCCUCUCAGACACGUUCUCUGCCCGCUGGCCGUCGUCUUGUGCGGCUGUUCCUCCAGCCACUGCGUCCUUCUUCCUGUCCGACAUGGCUGCCUUCCCGGGUUGUUGGAGAGGGCUUUCUUUGGGGGAAAAAUAGUGGUGCAACUGUCCAUUUCGUUUUGGUUCAAUGCGUUUGCUUUCUGGCCGGCGCGCUUCCUCCAGAGCUGUCGCCCUUUUUGGCGAGCGCCUUGAUGUUUCUGGCAUUGAGUCGAGGCUCAUGCCUCUUUGGGGGGGGGAAACGAAGGCUGUGA
This is a messenger RNA of Capsaspora owczarzaki ATCC 30864, 501 nucleotides long. RefSeq lists its product as hypothetical. The coding region runs from base 1 to 501 and encodes 166 amino acids. The record is from RefSeq and is a predicted model, not a curated record. Lineage: Eukaryota; Filasterea; Ministeriida; Capsasporidae. The transcript has a single exon.